Messenger RNA from Elaeis guineensis (African oil palm), 2138 nucleotides. The record is from RefSeq and is a predicted model, not a curated record. Lineage: Eukaryota; Viridiplantae; Streptophyta; Magnoliopsida; Arecales; Arecaceae.
UCAAUCGAUCCUCGUUACGAGACUCCUAUGUUCCGACCGGCGAAAGAUUGGCACGCGCUCUCCCCCCUCCCCAACCUCACUCUCUCUACCGUCGCCGGACGCCGACCAUAUCGCUCGCUCUCUCUGUGGCUGCGAGCAUCGCCAAUCUGUCUUACUUCUCGGAGGUGACUCUCCUCUUUUCUUUUUGACAGACGCUUUUAGGGCUUAAAUAGUGACGGAUUAAUGGAGAAGAGAGGGAGAGUUGCUGUGGUGGUUCUUGGCGACAUUGGUCGUAGUCCCCGAAUGCAAUACCACGCACUUUCUCUUGCUCAACAGGCACACUUAGAGGUGGACAUUGUUGCAAAUGGAGGUAGCGAUCCUCAUAUGGCUGUUAAAGAGAACCAAUCAAUCCAUCUUCACAAAAUGACAUCAGUAAACCUCCAAGGGCUAUCAAAGCUUUCAAGUCCAGUGGCACUCUUACUUAAGGCUGCGAUGCAGUUUAUUAUUUUAGUCUGGUUUCUUUGUUUUAAGAUUCCUCGUCCAGAUGUUUUUGUUGUGCAGAAUCCACCAUCUGUUCCCACAUUAGCUGCUGUUAAACUGUCUAGUUGGCUAAGGCGGUCUCCAUUUGUCAUCGAUUGGCACAAUUUUGGAUAUACUUUGCUAGGAUUAUCUCAUGGGAGAGGUCAUGUAAUAGUGAAAAUCUACCAUUGGUUUGAAAAAUACUUUGGGAGGAUGGCUGAUGGUUCUUUAUGUGUUACAAAGGCAAUGCAACAUGAACUUGCUCAAAAUUGGGGAAUCAAAGCAACGGUUCUCUAUGAUCAGCCUCCUGAGUUUUUCCAUCCUGCUUCACUCGAGGAGAAGCAUGAGUUGUUUCAUAGGUUGGAAAACAGCAUCUGUCAUCCAAAUGGCAUUCGUGAUUGUGUUACUGCUGCUCAAAGAGGCCCGGAUAGUGGUGCUGCCAUUCAUGGGUUGGAUCAAUCUAGCAAUACUCUCUUUAGUACUCAAAUUGGCAAUGACAUUUUCUUAAAAGCAAACAGGCCUGCCCUUGUUGUUAGCAGUACAAGCUGGACACCAGAUGAAGAUUUUGGCAUACUUCUAGAAGCAGCAGUUAUGUAUGACAGGCGUGUUGCUGCAGCCUUAAGCGAGGAUGAUUCAGUUGAAGAAAAAAUUUGGAUGGACAUCAACAAUGGGAAACAGUACUUAUACCCUAGAUUGCUGUUCAUUAUCACUGGUAAAGGGCCUGAAAGAAGAAAAUACGAGGAACAGAUAAAGAAGUUAAACUUGCGACGUGUGGCCUUCCGAACAAUGUGGCUGUCAGCUGAGGAUUAUCCUAUAUUACUUGUUCAUUCUGUUCCAGGAUCAGCAGAUCUAGGUGUAUCAUUGCAUACUUCCUCAUCUGGUUUGGACCUUCCAAUGAAGGUAGUUGAUAUGUUUGGGUGUGGGCUGCCUGUUUGUGCUGUUUCCUUCUCAUGCAUCACUGAACUCGUAGAAGUUGAGAAAAAUGGACUACUCUUUUCGACAUCAUCUGAGCUAGCUGAUGAAUUUAUGAUGCUUUUCAAAGGCUUUCCAGAGAAAUGUGAUACAUUAAACUCUUUAAGGGAUGGUGCCUUGGCUACAGCAUCCUCUGCAAGGUGGUCUACUGAGUGGGAAAUGCAUGCGUUGCCACUGAUAAGUGAGGUCAUUUCAAGGAAACAAUGAUGAUGAUGAAGAUUGUGAACAGUUUGAAACAACCUAGAUGCCUGCUAGCGUAAAUAUAACAAAAUCUUGCAUGGCCUUGUUCUUGGGAGAUGGUUAACCAAGUCUGAGUAGGAUGUUAUAUGGUUUGGUGGAAUAUGCCUUUUGAAUUUUUGCUAUUUGGGCUAUAAGUGAAGCCAAUAAGAAGGGAAUUAAGAUUUCAAGUCCGCAUGCACAGGUCAAAGAUUCUAGAAAUGUUGAUAAUGUGCUUAGUGGUGAUAUAUUAUGGACGGUCUGAUUUAUUAUGGGAUAAAUCAAGUUUCUUGUGAGGAAUUUUUUCAAAUCUCUGGAUUCCCCUUUUUUUCAUAUAAACUGAGUGGUUUGAUGAUAGCUACACAAUUGAGUUUUCUGUAAUCUUGAACCUCAAAAAGAGUUCUGUAAUCUAAUGUCAUCUUAUUCACCUUUGAAGAAAAUCUUUUGCAAAA